Messenger RNA from Trichechus manatus latirostris (Florida manatee), 2211 nucleotides. RefSeq names its product DnaJ heat shock protein family (Hsp40) member B1 (gene DNAJB1). Lineage: Eukaryota; Metazoa; Chordata; Mammalia; Sirenia; Trichechidae. Gene Ontology annotation, biological process: negative regulation of transcription by RNA polymerase II. The record is from RefSeq and is a predicted model, not a curated record. The transcript has 3 exons. The coding region runs from base 49 to 1071 and encodes 340 amino acids. Gene Ontology annotation, molecular function: transcription corepressor activity; Hsp70 protein binding. Gene Ontology annotation, cellular component: cytosol.
CGGGACGGGGCGGAGCCGGGGGACGGUAAGAGCGGGGCGGUAGGGGCCAUGGGCAAAGACUACUACCAGACGCUGGGCCUGGCCCGCGGCGCGUCGGACGAGGAGAUCAAGCGGGCCUACCGCCGCCAGGCGCUGCGCUACCACCCGGACAAGAACAAGGAGCCCGGCGCCGAGGAGAAGUUCAAGGAGAUCGCCGAGGCCUACGACGUGCUCAGCGACCCGCGCAAGCGCGAGAUCUUCGACCGCUACGGGGAGGAAGGUCUAAAGGGCGGUGGUCCCAGUGGCGGGAGCAGCGGUGGUGCUAACGGUACUUCUUUCAGCUAUACAUUCCAUGGAGACCCUCAUGCUAUGUUUGCCGAGUUCUUUGGUGGCCGAAAUCCCUUUGAUAACUUUUUUGGGCAGCGGAACGGGGAAGAAGGCAUGGACAUCGAUGACCCGUUCUCUGGCUUCCCCAUGGGCAUGGGUGGCUUCACCAACAUGAAUUUUGGCCGUUCCCGCCCUGCCCAGGAGCCCACCCGAAAGAAGCAAGAUCCCCCCGUCACCCACGACCUUCGGGUCUCGCUUGAAGAGAUCUACAGCGGCUGUACCAAAAAGAUGAAGAUCUCCCACAAGCGGCUGAACCCCGAUGGAAAGAGCGUUCGCAGUGAAGACAAAAUCUUGACCAUCGAAGUGAAGAAGGGGUGGAAAGAAGGGACCAAAAUCACCUUCCCCAAGGAAGGAGACCAGACCUCCAACAACAUUCCAGCUGACAUCGUCUUUGUUUUAAAGGACAAGCCACACAAUAUCUUUAAGAGGGAUGGCUCUGACGUCAUUUACCCCGCCAGGAUCAGCCUUCGGGAGGCUCUGUGUGGUUGCACAGUGAACGUCCCCACUCUGGACGGCAGGACUCUACCCGUUGUGUUCAAAGAUGUCAUCAGGCCUGGCAUGCGGCGAAAACUUCCUGGAGAAGGCCUCCCCCUCCCUAAAACGCCCGAGAAACGCGGAGACCUCAUUAUCGAGUUUGAAGUGAUCUUCCCUGAAAGGAUUCCCCAGACAUCAAGAACCGUACUUGAGCAGGUUCUUCCAAUAUAGCCACCUGCACUCCCCAAAGACUGACCAGGGACCUUUCAGAGCUCAAGGAUUCCAGAUUGUUCCACCCAGUUGUGGGCCCGCAAGAGGGCGGGAGGGCCCAGGAAGGGCUUUCGUACUGCUGAAUGUUUUCCAGAGAAUAUAUUACAAUCUUUCAAAGUCGCGCACUAGACUUAAGUGGUUUUUCGAGCGAUAGGGCUGCAGGUGGUGGGGACAGCAGGAACAGGUACUCCAGCCUGCCUCUCUGAGUCCUGCAGCCCUUCCCCUCCUCUUCAGUCCCCACCCAGGGGCAGAGGCCGACCCACAGCUGGACUUGAUCCCCUCUGUAGUUCUGUGCUUCCUUCUGGCUAUCCCACUGUCUUGGUUACCAGACACUGUACACUCUUCAGCAUUUGUUGUAUGCUCAGUUUGUGUCUUGUUUUUUGUUGUCUCCCACGUCUUGCUGUUCCCUUGCAGAAUCCUGUUUUCUCUUUGGCCAUCUCAAAUUGAGAACUUAGACCAUUUCUGCAGAACUGCCUAGCCGGCACCCACAAGCAAUACCUCUCGUUCCAGCAGGACCAAGGGAGUCGGCCUCACGCCAGCAACUUGCACCACAGCCUCCUGGCAAAGGUCUGGGGGCCCUGGGACCCUGACGCUGGUGAGGCCAAGCGUGCUCACUUAGGAGUCACACUCUUCCUUCUCUGUAAGGCAAUCUUUUGGCACACCUGGGCUUCACUGGAGCCCAGGGAAUUUUUUGUUCCCUUCUGAACUGAUGGACUCUGGACUCUUUCAAAGGGAUCUGAUCCUUUUGAAUUUUGCACAGCCCUAGAUAUAAUCCCUUUUGAUAAAAGGGUCUUUGCUUCUGAUUACAGGAGCACUGUGGAACGUCUGUAAAUACGUUUUUAUAAUUCCAUGUAAAGUUGGUGUGCACUCAAAUGAAGCCAGUCCAGGACAGCCGCUGCUCUCUGUAUAGAGCCAUAUUGCAGUCUAGAAGAAACCUUGGCGGGAGGUGGAGGGAGUUGGAACAAGUGUCUGUUCCCUGGAGGCCAGUUCUGGUGCUCAGCCCUUUAGAGUCAUUGUAAGUUGCCACUGCUGACCCAAGACUAAAGCCUGUGACUUGUCAUUGUGCAGUGCAAAGGCAUUAAAGACUGAUGCGAAACCUCA